This is a messenger RNA of Notodromas monacha, 3233 nucleotides long. The record is from the annotation of a GenBank genome assembly. NCBI's taxonomy places the organism in Eukaryota, Metazoa, Arthropoda, Ostracoda, Podocopida, Cyprididae.
AGAAAACUGGAGUGAUGGGAAGAGUAUGAUGUUCUCUCUGUGUCUGGAAAUGGGAAAUUCGCGAACGAAGUGGUGAAUUUUUUUUUUUUUUUUUUUGGGUGAUCGUGUAUCUUUGUUGUGGUUCCUUCUCCAGAGGACUCCGGGAUUUCGUCGGUAUCUUGCAGCUAUUUCGGAGGGGCGAAGGAUAAUCCGUGAGCCGAGCGCCGCCUGAAGCCAUGGGCAACAAAAGCAAGCACCACAAUCACCGGCGCUCGAUCCUCAACGCCCGUAACUACGAUGAUUUAUCAAAAGAGGAUCUGAGAGAAAUUCUGAAACAUAGAGGCUUGCAGACGACAGGCAAGAAGGAAGUGCUUGUAAAGCGACUGCAGAAAUCGGAUCGAGAUUUGCAACAGAAGCAGACGGAAGGAAUCCCUGCUUCACUAAUGCCUCAGCGUGUGGAUGGUCAAGACGGUUCUUUGAAAUCCGUGAACGGCAUGUCUGGAGCUGUGCCAAAUGGGUAUUCACGGUGUUCAUCAGCGGAUCUCAGGAAGGAAAGGGCGGGUAUUGUGCUCUGGAAGCGACCGUUGACAACUCUGCAAUAUUUCAGUCUUGAGCUGAGCUAUCAAUUGGGAAAUUUGGCGUACAAGCUGAACCAACACAGGGCCAAAGUCACUUUACUGAUGCUGUUCCUUGCGUUGUCCGUAAUUGGAUAUUAUGCCGAAGGGCCCCACCAGAAACUUGUGGUUCCAGCCGAGAAAAUCCUACUGUGGUGCCUUUAUUGGGUUGGCCUUGGUGUUCUGUCGUCGAUAGGUCUCGGAACAGGGCUGCACACGUUUCUACUGUACCUGGGCCCUCAUGUGGCAGCUGUAACACUUGCGGCGUACGAAUGUAACAGCUUAAAUUUUCCCGAGCCACCUUAUCCUGACGAAUUAUUAUGUCCGGAUGGCAGCAGUAGAAAAACGGGUUGGUCAAACGUUCCGAUAAAUAUAUGGACGAUCAUGAGUAAAGUUAGACUCGAGGCAUUCAUGUGGGGUGCAGGUACUGCCUUGGGUGAAUUACCUCCGUACUUCAUGGCGAGAGCUGCCCGUUUAUCCGGAACUCAUCCGGAUGACGACGAGUUCAAAGAAUUCGAGGAAUUGCAAGAGCUUCAGCGUCACCCUGAAAAUUUGUCGAUGGUGGACCGUUUGAAGCUUUCAAUUGAAAAACUUGUGGAGAAAGUCGGUUUCUUCGGAAUCCUGGUCUGUGCUUCGAUCCCCAAUCCUCUGUUCGAUCUCGCGGGGAUCACAUGUGGGCACUUCCUAGUACCAUUCUGGACGUUCUUCGGUGCUACACUGAUCGGGAAAGCCGUGAUUAAGAUGCACAUUCAAAAGUUGUUCGUGAUUAUCGCGUUUAAUGAAAACCACGUAGAAAGUGCUGUAGCGAUGCUCCAGUACGUGCCGAUUGUUGGCAAGAAGGUACAAGAGCCUUUCAAGGAGUUUCUGCAAAAACAAAAACUAAAGUUGCAUCGAUCAUCCAGCGCCAAAACUGGACCGGUGCCAGAAAGUUGGCUGCAAUGGUUCUUUGAAAAGCUGGUGGUUGCAAUGGUGGCGUAUUUCUUGCUGUCGAUCGUCAACGCUUGGGCGCAAAACUAUCAUAAAAGACUGACGGCGGAGAAGCGGCCGCUUUCCAAGGCAGAGAAGCAGAAGUGACGUGUUUCUGGGGCUCCCUGGGUCAACUACAAGUCCCUCUAUCACAUCGUCUGACAGCUUUUUCACUGCUCAAGCACUCGAGUCAAUCGCCCAUUCCACUCUUGAGGGGCUCCUGAAAAGUUGCUUAAAUCGAGUACUUUAGUCCAGGAAUACGAAGACGAUUCCCGCUCCUAAUUUGCUGCAUAUUGACUCCCUUUUAAGUGUCUUUGGGAACGACUCCCCGAAAAUCGUCCGUCGCGGUUUUUCCCGAAAUUGAGCUGCGAACGCUAAAUUUUGAUUUCCGAUCUGCUUUAUGACGCCUACCUCCUUUUUCAUGUUUUUCUACGUAGAAGAGAAUAUCCGGAACCAAGUGUUCGGAAGAAAACAAAAAAUUUCACACAUCAGAAUAAUAUUCUGGUUUAUUGGAUAAACCAGAAUAAUUACUCAUGCAUUAUUCAAUUUUUGUUCAUCGUUGCUGCCUGGUUCCGGAUGGGAAAAAAAUCUCGUAUCCUGUGACUAAAAGUACUGAUUUUGCAGCUUGUGGAAGCCCUCGUAUUUGUAGUCCUGGUAUAUGUCUCUCUAGCUAAGGAAAAUACGAGUUUGGUGAUGAAGAUACUUUCUUUUUCGGCGGAAUCAGGGAUGUCCCCGUGGACCUGUGAGGUUGUUGAUCGUUGAGCUGGGGAAAGGUGUUCCGUGUAGAGCAUGUUAACUUGGCCGGUGUUGCGUGGAUUCCUGGAUAGUUUAUUCGAUCAACGAGGCUGGAUAUUAUUUCUCACUGACGGAGUGGCCUGAAUUUAUUUAUUUUUGCGACCGUUUCAUUGAUUGAGUAGUUUUUUUUAUUCGUUUGAGGCCCGAAUUUCAUUUUUUUAUUCGAUUGGGUGCGGGUUGAGUUAGUAAUGUAUCUUCGUCAGGAUUUGAAUUUCUUCGAGCGACAAAGUUUAAGAAAAGUGGGAGGAUUUUAUGAAAUUAUAUCUUGCAUCAACGACCGUAGUUUUCCGUUGAAAAAUUUUUCCCCGUUCAGGAAAGUCAUAUAAUUUUGUGAUUCACUUUUUUUGCGAUGGGUUUUCUGGUCAUGGAUGGAAUAAGAUUUAAAUUAUUGAGCGCGUUCUUCCAAGGGAAUUAUUUUUGGUUUUCUUGGUUCACAAACGUUGAAUAAUCACAAAAUUAAGCGCAUGGAGAAUAUUAGUUUUUUUUUCGUAAAAAUAGUUUUGCUGAGAUGAUUUGGAAUUGCAAACCGUUCAAGAGGUACAAAAGUAUGCAGGAAAUGGAAAGUGCGGGAGAACGCCUAUUAAAUGUUGAAUGUCUUGUUCGAUGGGACGAUAAGAAAUGUCGGUUCUUGUUCAUGCAUCAGAUGGCGGGAAAUUUUCAAAAAUAAUAAUUCAGUUUUUAACUGUAGAGUUGGCUUAUCCUUACGUCUGCUACGGCGCUGUGAGCUUGAUUUGCGCCGUUUUUGGUUUCUCCGCUGUUCGAGCUGUGAUGUUCGGAGAUUAUUCAGCGAAGCUUGAAUUUAUUUAUUGCGUGGCUUUUUUUUUUUUUUUGUGUGAACGAGAGUCAAUUUUCGUUGCACAGGAUUUGGUCGGAAAGAUU